Molecule: messenger RNA, 5408 nt
Organism: Hypanus sabinus (Atlantic stingray)
Lineage: Eukaryota; Metazoa; Chordata; Chondrichthyes; Myliobatiformes; Dasyatidae
Gene: enc1
Product: ectodermal-neural cortex 1
Exons: 3
Coding region: 705-2480 (591 amino acids)
Molecular function (GO): protein binding
Source: RefSeq, a predicted model, not a curated record
UUGUGCGGAGCUGGGGGACAGAGGGGAGGUAGGGGAAGAAUGGAUCUGGAGUUUCGGGCAAAGGAUGACCUAGGGGCUGGUAUACCGGCUUGGGAAGGGCGUGGGAGCAGUUGCCACCUAUUUGAGCGGAGUAGGGCAGGUGUCGCGGUGAAGUCAGGGGUCAACGUUGAGUUGAAGGGGUAACAAUAAGAAACAGGGCUCACUGGUAUGACAACGUGGGUCAGUUGAUAGGUUUACAACGUGGGGCCGGGAUAACUUUGUGGGUAACGGUAUUGGGCAGGGUAAGGGGGUCGGGCUGAAGCGAGAGCGUGUGGAAACUGUAGUUGGCUAGGAUGACAUUGGUUCAGUGUGCAGUGUGUCACUGGCUGCCUGCUGCACACGCGGGCUCUGACCACAGUAGACACAUAACUUCGCUCCGCUGCUGAUGGCCGAGGGUAACUAACCGCAGCCCACACUCCCUCCCUCCCCCCAUUCCCUCUCACCCUCUCUCUCUGUCUGUUCUGGCUCUUUCUGUGGCCUGUGUUAGGCUGCCCAUUUGCUCCCUGCCUUUGAAAGGCGACGCUGUUUGCCUUGACGGAGAAGCCAGCAGCUGUUUGUAUUCUACCAUCUUUCAACGCGGGAGCCGGCGAGAGGACGCACGCGGAAAAACUUAAACAAACUUUAUUCUUUGACCCUUUGUGAAUCGAUUUGUUUGCAAUUGCUUGAUGAGAAUGUCAGUAAGGAUGCAUGAAAACCGGAAAUCAAGAGCCAGCAAUGGCUCAAUGAAUAUCUAUCUCUUCCACAAGACCACCUAUGCUGACAGUGUCCUCACCCACCUGAAUCUUCUGCGUCAACAGAGGCUCUUCACAGAUGUCCUCCUUCAUGCAGGGGAGAAGACCUUUCCUUGUCACAGGGCUGUGCUGGCUGCCUGUAGCCGCUACUUUGAGGCCAUGUUCAGCGGAGGAUUGCGCGAGAGCAAGGACAACGAAGUUAAUUUCCAUAACUCCAUACACCCAGAGGUUCUCGAGCUUCUUUUAGACUAUGCUUACUCGUCGCGUGUCCUUAUCAAUGAAGAAAAUGCAGAGUCGCUUCUGGAGGCAGGUGACAUGCUGCAGUUCCAAGAUAUUCGUGACGCUUGCGCAGAGUUCUUGGAGAAAAACCUACACCCGACCAACUGUCUGGGAAUGCUGCUGCUCUCCGACGCCCACCAUUGCACUAAACUUUAUGAGCUGUCCUGGCGGAUGUGCCUCAGUAACUUCCCAACCAUCAGCAAGAGCGAAGACUUUCUGCAGCUGCCAAAGGAUACGCUGGUGCAGCUUCUCUCGAGCGAAGAGCUGGAGACGGAGGACGAGAAGCUUGUGUAUGAGACCACCAUAAAGUGGGUGAAGUACGAUGUGAACAGGCGCCACUGUUGUUUGCCGGAACUGUUGCAGACUGUUCGACUGGCCCUCCUUCCAGCUGUUUACCUGAUGGAGAAUGUGGCCACGGAAGAGCUUAUUACCAGGCAGCUGAAGAGUAAGGAGUUAAUUGAGGAAGCAAUACAUUGUAAAUUAAAGAUUUUACAGAACGAUGGAGUUGUGACCAGUCUUUGUGCCAGGCCUCGAAAAACUGGGCAUGCCUUGCUCCUCCUUGGGGGACAGACUUUUAUGUGUGAUAAAGUUUAUCUAAUAGACCAUAAAGCAAAGGAGAUCAUUCCAAAAGCAGACAUCCCCAGCCCACGCAAAGAGUUCAGUGCAUGUGCGAUUGGCUGCAAAGUAUAUGUGACCGGAGGCCGAGGGUCAGAAAAUGGAGUCUCUAAGGAUGUUUGGGUGUACGAUACUCUUCAUGAAGAGUGGUCAAAGUCGGCCCCGAUGCUCGUUGCGAGGUUCGGCCAUGGAUCUGCUGAGCUGAAGCAUUCCCUGUACGUGGUGGGAGGUCACACGGCAGCCACGGGACGCCAGCCAGCUUCACCCUCCGUUUCACUCAAGCAGGUGGAGCAGUACGACCCAGUGACCAACAAGUGGACAAUGGUGGCGCCUCUCCGAGAAGGUGUCAGCAAUGCUGCGGUGGUCAGUGCCAAGCUCAGGCUGUUUGCCUUUGGCGGUACCAGCGUAAGCCAUGACAAACUGCCCAAAGUACAGUGUUAUGACCCGGUUGAAAACAGGUGGACUGUGCCGGCCACCUGCCCGCAGCCGUGGAGGUACACAGCCGCUGCUGUGCUGGGGAACCAGAUUUUCAUCAUGGGUGGGGACACCGAAUUCUCCGCCUGUUCUGCGUACAGAUUUAACAGUGAGACCUAUCAGUGGACGAAAGUCGGCGACGUAACUGCUAAGCGAAUGAGCUGCCAUGCCGUGGCCUCUGGAAAUAAACUCUAUGUAGUUGGGGGCUAUUUUGGCACUCAGAGGUGUAAGACACUGGACUGCUAUGAUCCCACUUUGGACACGUGGAAUAGCAUCACUACAGUACCAUAUUCAUUAAUUCCCACUGCAUUUGUUAGCACGUGGAAGCAUCUUCCUACCUAGAAGACAUAUUUUACAGAACAGUUUCCACGAUUCCUGACAUGAAGAAUUUUUUAAACUGUGAAGAAACUCAACUUGAAGAAUAUAAAGCUUUUUUUUUAACUAAGCUAAAAUGACUUGGCUUUUGCAGUCUACAUAUAACGUACUUACAGUGAUAUGAAGAGAACAAUCUUUUUCAUAUACAUCCAUAUGUUGUGAUUGUGAGCCUAUUUCUGAGCAAUGGUUACCAAUGACAAUUGCUAAUGAAUCAUAAGUGGCAUUAAUUGGCUCCUCCAUGAAGUAUAACUUAUCACCAUGCAGCCACACUGUUCUCUGUUUUUAUUGACUUUGAACAUUUGUACGUAAUAUUUUAAAUCAGGUAGCAGGACAUUUGAAAUGCCAGUGCCAACCAUGAGGGAGAGGGGAGGUUAUAAGGAGUACAGAUUUGGGCUGAGGCAACUUUGACGUACUCCACUAAAUUUUUGCUACUGGGGCCAGCACGAUGGACAAUGUUGAUGGCUCUGUCUUGUGGCAGUAACAACUCUGCUUUGAGAGUCCAUGUUGUCAGGGCAGGAAAACCCUGCACACUGUGGAGAGGGAGGUCAGCUGCCAAAAUACAACUUAAUCAUUAAAGAUCAAUCUUUAUUAACAGAGGGAGGAGAAAAAUUGACCUGUGGGUCAGAAAAUGGCUUUUAUAUGAAUCUGUUAUUUAUGUUUUUUUAAUGAUUAAAGAAUAUUUAUUGUUCAAUGAUGAUUUGCACAUUGAAAUGGACAAGUAUUCAUAAAUGUCUGCUCUGUAUUAAGGAGGGUCUGUCGAGGAAUAUUUGCACACUUGUUUAGCAGGAAUGGGGAUGUUGGGAAGAGCCGAUCACACACUUUAAAGGCAUACCCAUUCUCAUGUUAGGCAAACAGUGCAAACCUGCAAUGAAGGAGUGGGGACGUUUCCAAUCGGAAAUGGGAAGGGACCAGAACCUAGUUGAUAAGUUACACCAGCACUGGAAGAAAGCAGUGAGGUUGCUUUCUCAAGCCUACAGCUCACCAGGUUGCAUGUUGCACAUUCCAGCACAUGGCCGCAUUUCACUCGGUAUUUCCAGUGCUUUGGUGGGGGCAUUGCUUAAUGCUUGCUAAUCAAUCUCCGAACAUGUUUUUCUUCCUCUAGUUAAUCCAGCCUAUGUGAUUUCUUCAAUUAUAUGAAUCAUAAUGAACAAAAAUGAUUGGAACUAUAGUUCUCAUUGUGAUUCACGGGUCAGCAACCUUUCCUGCUGUAUAGUAGGAAGAUAGAUGAAAGGGAGAGAAGCAAGCUUCAGAUAGGAGCAUUCAGAUAUUAUAUAUUGUAGGGCAUUGAUUCUGAUUGGCACUCUUUGCAAAUGAAGGAUUAAUAUGCUAUACUGCAUUCCUGCAUGUAUUACUUUUAGGCAGAUGCUAAUCCAUUUAAAAUAAACAGGUCAACACACGUCUAAAAUUAGAGCACAGUAGAAUGCAGUGCAAGCUCGUCAACAUGGAAUUAAUUACUUAAUCAGAAUUUCUAGUCCAUUUUUUUAAAGCAUCCUCCAUUCUUGUUAUUUAUGUGUUACAAUAUCAGGCCAGUGAGAUCAAAGCAUAAGUGUUAGUUGAUCACUUGAGGGCAAUUUAGGUAACACACAAAUAUGUGUGGUAAUGGUCAAUCCACAUAAGCACUGAAAUUUGAAAACCUAAUAUAUAUCCAUUGCUACAUCAUCAAAAAUGGAGCUUUUUUUUGAGACUGUGCACACUGCAUGUAAAUUUUACGUGAGUGAUGGUUCCAUCCGUUGGAAAUGCACUGCCCAUUUUGGGAACUGAGCCGUACAAACAAUAGGAAUUUUAGUUUAGAUUUCUGGCGUGUAUGGAGUUAGUUUGUCUUAGAGGGUGGGAGGAGAAGAGAGGGAAUGGUAGGGUGAUGUAGGAAAGUAUCAAAGGGGGGGGGAACGGCAAGGGAAUGAACAAUCACCCUAGGUUCUUGAAGUAGUCAUUGGCCAGCAAUCCCUGCUGGCGGGUUUAACUGUGGUCACUGGGUGGUGUCAAGUCAUGAUGCAUUGCAUGAUGUGAAUAAUAGGUGUUUGUGGCCACAGACUGGGAAACCAUCUUAUAUUUAUCGACCUGAGUCACAGCUUUCAGGGGAAGAUGGGAAAAAUAGUGGAUGGUGCAGUAAGUAAAGUGGAUAUUGUCAUUAGGCAAUGAGGUAAUGUAGAUGUUCUGCUUGUGAAGUAAAGUGGUAGUGCAGUAUAGAUGGCUAGUGUUUAGGUGUAUGUUAUUGUUUAAAUAUCUAGGCAAAUGCAAAUGCCUAUUCCCUUGUGAAUCAAUUAAAAAUGGAAAAAAAACAACUUUCAAGGUCUGACCAAUGCCACCAAUGUAAAAAAAAAUUGUUAUGCAUCUUUUCAAUCACCGGGGCAGGAAUAUUAGCUAUUUUUAGUUACAUUUCAUGAAAGCUAUUUCUCAUUGAAUAAUAGCUAAGAGAAGGCAUUGAAGACAGGGUGGGCCUCAAGCUCUACAGGGAACUUUCUGGGGUCCUGCUUUUUGAAUUGAUGUGGUAAUUCUGCUUGCCGUUUGCCUAUUGCAUAUCUGCAAAAACACCGCAUGGUUUGAAGAGAAUGCAAUUCACAGCAGAGUGCACACAUAAAGUUGGCAUAAGACAAGAAGGUUCUUCCUAUUUUGUACACUCAUCACCAUAGCAACACAUUACAAAGCGUACUCUUCUAUUUCCAAUGUAAUUGCAUAAAGGCCUUUUCAACAGAGCUGACACCUGUCUGAAUGAGUGUGAUUAAAGAUGAAUAAUGUCUGCACCAACAAGAGUAAAUGUGUGUGUAUACAAAAAAAAUGUCAUUGCAAAAUUUACUGUGAGUGUUUCCUUUUUCUAACUGCUUGAAUGUAACAUUUUAGUAAAAGUAACUUUUUUUCACAAUGUGAAAUCAGAGACAUUAAAUUGUAUUGACAUUU